UCUCUUCCACUUUCCAAAAAGACACUCACUUUCACAUUCACAAACACACUUUCUCUCCGAUCACCGACAAAUAAAUGGCGAUUUCCGUUCAUAACCUCCUAAAAGAACGCCGAUAUCCAUUCAUCGCAUCUCUCUUGUUAAUACUCGUAUUCGUCACGGUUUUCAUCUUAACCACCAACACUUCUCAACCGCCAUACCGCCUCCCUCCUCUGCAACCACAUUCAUCAUCAUCAUCUGAUCAUCAAAACACAUCUAAUCAUAUAUCUGUAUCUAUAGAUUCCUCUGAUACUGAUCCUGUUGAUGAUAAUGAUAAUAUUGAUGAUAGUUUUCUGUAUGUAUGCCCGGGGCCUAUGGCGGUGGAUUACAUACCGUGUUUGGAUAACUGGAAAGUGAUAAAGAGGUUGAAAUCGAGAAGGCAUAUGGAACAUAGAGAACGUCAUUGCCCGAUUCCUAGCCUCAAGUGUUUAGUUCCACUGCCUGAUGGUUAUAAAGUUCCGGUUCCUUGGCCUCAAAGUAGGGAUAUGAUAUGGUUUAACAAUGUCCCACAUCUUAAGCUUGUGGAGUACAAGAAGGAACAAAACUGGGUUAAAAGAUCUGGUGAUUAUCUUCUUUUUCCCGGAGGAGGUACCCAGUUUAAGGAGGGAGUUAAUCAUUACAUUCGCUACAUAGAAAAGAACCUGCCAAAAAUCAGUUGGGGGAAGCGCACAAGGGUGAUUCUUGAUGUUGGUUGUGGAGUUGCUAGCUUUGGUGGCUAUUUGCUUGACAAAGAUGUUAUAACCAUGUCAUUUGCUCCAAAAGAUGAACAUGAAGCUCAAAUACAGUUUGCUCUAGAGCGAGGAAUUCCUGCCACUCUCUCAGUAAUUGGCACACAAAGGCUGACAUUUCCAGAUAACGCUUUCGAUUUGAUUCACUGUGCACGAUGCAGGGUUCACUGGGAUGCAGAUGGUGGAAAGCCAUUGUUGGAGUUAAACAGGGUCUUAAGGCCCGGGGGAGUUUUUAUAUGGUCGGCAACACCAGUCUACCGCGAUGAUGAAAGAGAUAAGAAAGUCUGGGACGCCAUGGUAGCUCUUACUGAAGCUAUUUGCUGGAAGGUAGUCUCUAAAAGUGUUGAUUCAUCAGGAAUAGGGCUGGUUAUAUACGAGAAGCCUCAUUCUUCUUUCUGCUGUGAAUCACGUAAAGAAAACCAUCCACCUCUAUGUGAUGAAAAUACCCGGUUAAAAACAUCAUGGUAUACACCCCUUGAUGGCUGUAUUUCUGCAAUUCCGUUAACAUAUACAUGGCCUACACCUUGGCCCCAAAGGCUCACAAGCAAACCUUCAAGUCUUUCAGCAGAACCAGAUGCUGAACGAACCUUUUUUGAUGAUAGCAAACACUGGUCUGAAGUUGUUGCAAGUGUCUACCGAGGAGGCCUGGGUGUGAACUGGUCAAGUGUGAGGAAUGUAAUGGAUAUGAAUGCUGGUUAUGGAGGGUUUGCCGCUGCUUUGACUGAUCUACCUCUAUGGGUAAUGAAUGUCGUGCCUGCUGAUGGACCAGAUACAUUGCCUUUAAUAUUUGACAGAGGGUUGAUUGGUAUCUACCAUGACUGGUGCGAAUCACUGAAUACUUAUCCCAGAACGUAUGAUCUUUUGCAUGCUAGUUUCCUCUUUGGCAACCUAACGCAGAGGUGUGACUUGGUGGAUGUUGCAAUUGAAAUGGAUCGUGUAUUAAGACCAGGUGGGGCUGUGAUACUUGAAGAUACCAUAGAAAUGUUAAACAACGUGAAGCCUAUUCUGCGUUCACUACAUUGGUCAACCACCUUAUAUCAGAAACAUUUUCUCGUUGGCAGGAAAGGUUUUUGGCGUCCCAAAUCUGAAAGGUAAACAACUUUUCUGAUUUUCUUUCAUGUAUUACCUAGUUUUCUUUCUCUUAAUUUAUAGAGCAGGUGAAAUGUUAAUUCCCGAUGCUCAAAGAGGAAAAAAUUUCACAGUUUUUCUUUAUUAUAUUAAAUGUCAGUCAAAUUAGUUGUCCGUGUAAGAUAUAUGUUCAUUAGCCGUUAAAAGAAUAGCGAAGGAUAUGGAGGAGGGGUUAUUUUUUUUUACAGUUGUUUGAGAUUUUGAUAUACAUCACGAAACCUCUUAUAUAUUGUAUAAUUUUGCAGAAAAAGAAAAGGUUUUACAUUACUUGAAA
This is a messenger RNA of Erigeron canadensis, 2166 nucleotides long. Its product is annotated as probable methyltransferase PMT23. The coding region runs from base 75 to 1859 and encodes 594 amino acids. NCBI's taxonomy places the organism in Eukaryota, Viridiplantae, Streptophyta, Magnoliopsida, Asterales, Asteraceae. Gene Ontology annotation, molecular function: methyltransferase activity. The transcript is spliced from 8 exons. Gene Ontology annotation, cellular component: cytoplasm; endosome; trans-Golgi network. The record is from RefSeq and is a predicted model, not a curated record.